Messenger RNA from Lathyrus sativus (Indian pea), 1428 nucleotides. The record is from the annotation of a GenBank genome assembly. Lineage: Eukaryota; Viridiplantae; Streptophyta; Magnoliopsida; Fabales; Fabaceae.
AUGAGAUUCUCAGCAGGUUAUUUAGUCUUAUCAUUGGUGUUGGUAAUAGAAGCAGCAACAUGUUCCACAUUUUUCACCAGAGAAAAAAAGCUAUCAGAGUUCAACCACAAACUUGACCAAACAUCAUCUAAUCCUUCACAAACAAACACAAGUAGUAAGAGGGUGUUGUACCCGAGUGAAUAUGGCGCAGACCCAACAGGAUCAGAAGAGAGCAGUGAUGCGAUAUUGAAAGCUGUGGAGGAUGCAUUUAGGUUGCAAAAGGGUCUUGAAUUGGUAGCGGGUGUGAAGGAUUUGGGAGGUGUUGUUAUUGAUUUGGGAGGUGGAGAUUACAAAAUCAGUAAACCCAUUAUUUUUGCCCCAGGUGGUGGCAAUGUUGUGGUUAAAGGAGGAACCUUAAGAGCAUCUGAUACUUUUCCUGGUGACCGACAUCUAGUUGAGCUGUGCUCAUCAAAUUCCAACAAACUCAACACAGUAGAAUCCAUGCAAACUGGUAACCUCAGUGACAUAAAGACAGAAAACAAUGGCAUUUACUAUGAAGACAUAACUUUCAGGGACAUCCUCUUUGAUUCAACCUACCGAGGAGGAGGAAUUUACAUCGUUGAUUCCGCUAGAAUCCGAAUCAACAACUGCUUCUUCCUGCAUUUCACCACAGAAGGAAUUCUAGUACAGAAAGGACAUGAAACAUUCAUAUCAAGUUGUUUUCUUGGACAACACUCAACAGUUGGUGGUGACCACGGUGAGAAGGGCUACUCGGGGGUCGCUAUUGAUCUUGCUAGUAACGAUAAUGCUGUCACGGAUGUUGCCAUUUUCUCAGCAGCCAUCGGUAUUGUGCUAAGGGGCCAAGCUAAUAUUCUAUCAGGUGUGCAUUGUUAUAACAAAGCAGCAGCAUUUGGUGGUAUAGGUAUAUUAGUGAAACUAGCAGGAAAUUCUCUAACUAGAAUCGACAACUGUUAUAUGGAUUAUACCGGUAUAGUAAUGGAAGACCCUGUUCAAGUUCAUGUCACUAAUGCCCUAUUUCUCGGGGAUGCUAAUAUUUUACUGAAGUCGGUUAAAGGUCAGAUUUUGGGCUUGAAUAUAGUUGAUAAUAUGUUCAAUGGCGAUCCUAAUAAGAAGGUUCCGAUUGUAAAUCUAGAUGGGCAAUUUAGUAAUGUUGAACAAGUUGUGAUUGAUAGAAACAAUGUAAACGGUAUGGGGUUGAGAUCAACGGUUGGGAAGUUAACUGUGAGCGGUAACAGCACGAAAUGGGAGGCUGAUUUUUCAUCGGUUUUGGUUUUUCCUAAUCGGAUUAGUCAUGUUCAAUAUUCAUUUUAUGCUCAAGGGGAGCCAAAAUUUGUAGCGCAUUCUGUUACCAAUGUGUCGGAUAACGUUGUAGUUGUGGAGAGUGAUAAAGAAGCUAAAGGAUCAGUCUUCUUCAGAGUUGAACAAUAA